AUGAGGAACUGCUCUAAGGAGAGUGCAGUGAAGGAGCAAGUGACGGCCGAUGAUGUUAAUUUGAAUUUAUUCAAACCAAAAAAUUUUGAAAGUGCAGCGCUCUCGAAAUCAUCGGCUAAAUUAACAUGGGAUGAGACCGAUCCGGAACGCAUUUACUCGCUCCGUGUUCCUGAUGAAGAGGAGGAUCAGCGUGAGAAAACUGUGUCAUUACUGAAGAAGAGCAGCACGGAAGAAACUUCAGCAACAGCGGAAACUUCUGUGGAAGUGACGUGGGAUGCAACACCGAUAGAUGACGAUUUGGGCGAAAUGAAAAAGAAAAGAAACGAAAACGAAGCAACUGCCUGGGAGAAAUAUCUUGAGAAAAGGAAAGCGAAACGCAAGGUACAUUGCUGCUUCUAG
Messenger RNA from Gongylonema pulchrum, 399 nucleotides. Lineage: Eukaryota; Metazoa; Nematoda; Chromadorea; Rhabditida; Gongylonematidae. The record is from the annotation of a GenBank genome assembly.